This is a messenger RNA of Somion occarium, 291 nucleotides long. The record is from the annotation of a GenBank genome assembly. NCBI's taxonomy places the organism in Eukaryota, Fungi, Basidiomycota, Agaricomycetes, Polyporales, Cerrenaceae.
AUGGCGUUACCUCAUUGGUAUGCAGGGCUUCCAUUCUUGAAGACAUCAGGAAGAACGAAAGUUGAUUGCGAGAACACCUUGUUCGGAAUCGUAUUCACAUGUGUACGAAGUUCUCCUUCUCGAUGCUGUCAUCCUGAGAAUAGUUCUAGUGGGUUUCCUAUUGUCCUCCAACAAGCUCCAAUAAUUGUCGGAGGAUCGUUCGGGAGUCUCGGUAAAGAAUUUCCAUCCUGGACUUUUUGCUCGCUUUGUGGGUCCACACGCCACUCCGGACGCUUAGCCUCGAUCUUGUGA